AUGUCAAUUAAUGGUAUAAAGGAAGAUCCAGACGCAGUUUUACUACAAUUAUCUAAACGAGUAUUGAAAUAUUUGGGAGUAGAAGAUCUGGACUAUACCAUUUCUAACUUUAUACUAUCAUUAUAUAAUAAGGCCAAUGAAGGAGAUAAUCAUGGAAAGUCUGAAAAAUUAACUAGUUUCAAACAAGUGUUGAAAGAAAAUGGGGGUGACGAGUUUCCUGGAUCGUUUAUAACUGAAUGUUAUGAGGUGAUAACUAAUGCUGUACCGAAGAUUAAACAAGAAGAUACUGUACCGAAGAUUAAACAAGAACAUUCAGGAUUAAGUCUACCGGAUAAAAUCAUUGAUUAUGAAGAAGAAGAGGAAGAAGCCAUAAAGAAGCAAGAUAGUCCUGCCUUAUCCAUUAAAGAAGAAGAGAUUGAAGAUGAUUCUAAGUUAAAAGUCGGAAGAAUAUAUCGAGGUUAUGUAAGUAAUGUUACAUCUUAUGGAGCAUUUAUUAGAUUAAAUAAUCCUAAAUCUUUCCAAUCUGGUUUAUGUCAUGUAUCACAAAUCUCAUUUGAUGGAAGAAGUAGAAUUCAAAAGCCAUCGGAUGUUUUAAAAGUAAAUCAAGAAGUAUUUGUAAAGAUUACUAAGAUUGAUAUACCGUCUAAUUUAGGACCGAAUGCAAGAACAAGAAAUAAUAAUAGAAGAGAAAAGAUAGAUUUAUCAAUGAGAGGAAUUGAUCAAGUUACUGGAAUAGAUAGAACAGAAGAAUUAUUAUUUGAAGAAGAUGAAAGAAGAAGAGGUAGAGAAGAACAAAGAAUUAUUGAGACUAAAUCAAAGAAAAGAAGAUUAACUUCACCUGAAAGAUGGGAAAUUAGACAACUAAUAGCUUCAGGAGUUGUUUCAGCCGAUGAUUAUCCUGAAUUACAAGGUGAUGAAGAUCCUAAUUCUGCCUUUGAAUCUCGUAAGAUAACUGAAGAAGACAAAGAUAAUGAAAUAGAUAUUGAAUUGAAUAGUUCUGAACCAAAGUUUUUAAAAGGUCAAACUCAAAAUUCAGUUCAAUAUGCUCCAGUUAAAAUAUUAAAGAAUCCUGAAGGUUCAUUAAAUAGAAGUGCAAUGAAUGGAUCUAAAUUUGCUCGAGAAUUUAAAGAAGAGAAGCUUAAAGAAAAGAAAGAAUCUGAAAAGGUUAAUAAAUCAAAUUCUCAUGAUCCUCUUAAUGAAAUUAAUAAAGGUUAUGAUGAUAAAACAAAUAAUGUUAUUUUAGAUUGGAAAAAGGCUCAAAUGUCAAAAAAUUCUCUGUAUGGUAAACGAACAAGUCUUUCAUUAAAGGAACAACGAGAAUCUUUACCUGUAUAUGCUAUGAGAUCUCAAUUGGUUCAAACCGUAAGAGAUAAUCAAUUUGUAGUUAUUGUAGGAGAAACAGGUUCAGGUAAAACUACUCAAAUAGUUCAAUAUUUAUCAGAAGAAGGAUUUAAUUUAGAUGAAAAUGGUAAUCAUAAAAUAAUUGGUUGUACACAACCAAGAAGAGUAGCAGCCGUUUCUGUUGCCAAAAGAGUAGCAGAAGAAGUUGGAUGUAAUUUAGGACAAGAAGUAGGUUAUACAAUUAGAUUUGAAGAUGAAACAAGUUCUAAAACUAAAAUUAAGUAUAUGACUGAUGGUAUGUUACAAAGAGAAGCAUUAAAUGAUCCUUAUAUGAAUAAAUAUUCAGUAAUAAUGUUAGAUGAAGCUCAUGAAAGAACCAUUUCAACUGAUGUUUUAUUUGGAUUAUUAAAGAAUGCUUGUACUAAAAAUCCUAACUUAAAAGUUCUAGUAACUUCAGCAACUUUGGAUUCAGAAAAGUUCUCCAAGUUUUUUAAUGAUUGUCCGGUUCUUACAAUUCCUGGUCGUACAUAUCCGGUUGAAAUCUUAUAUACUAGAGAACCAGAAUUAGAUUAUUUGGCAGCUGUAUUAGAUUCAGUAGUUCAGAUCCAUAUUUCAGAACCUACUGGUGAUAUCUUGGUAUUUUUAACUGGUCAAGAAGAAAUUGAUACAUGUUGUGAAGCAUUAUAUGAACGUAUGAAAGUUUUAGGUGAUACAGCUGCUGAUUUAGUUAUACUCCCAGUAUAUGCUGCUUUACCAGCAGAAAUGCAAACUAAGAUCUUUGAACCAGCACCACCUGGAGCAAGAAAAGUUGUUAUAGCAACCAAUAUUGCUGAAACUUCUAUUACAAUUGAUGGAAUCUAUUAUGUAGUUGAUCCAGGAUUUGUUAAAAUCAAUGCUUAUGAUGCAAAAUUAGGUAUGGAUUCAUUAAUUGUUAGCCCGAUUUCUCAAGCUCAAGCUAAUCAAAGAAGUGGUAGAGCUGGUAGAACAGGACCUGGUAAAUGUUAUCGAUUAUAUACAGAAACUGCCUAUAAUAAUGAAAUGAUGGCAAAUUCAAUACCAGAAAUUCAACGACAAAAUUUAUCUCAUACAAUUUUAAUGUUAAAGGCAAUGGGAAUAAAUGAUUUAUUAAAUUUUGAUUUUAUGGAUCCUCCACCUACCAAUACUAUGUUACUGGCUUUACAAGAUUUAUAUACUUUAUCAGCUUUAGAUGAAGAAGGUUAUUUAACUAAACUUGGUAGAAAAAUGGCAGAUUUCCCUAUGUCACCACCACUUGCUAAAACUCUUAUAACUUCUGUUGAAUUUGGUUGUUCAGAAGAAAUUCUUAGUAUUGUUGCUAUGUUAUCAGUUCAAACUAUAUUUUAUAGACCUAAGGAUAAACAAAAUUUAGCUGAUCAAAGAAAAGCAAGAUUUCAUCAUUCUUUAGGAGAUCAUUUAACUUAUUUAAAUGUUUAUCGAUCCUGGGUACUUAAUAAAUAUAGUAAAGAUUGGUGUCAAGAUAAUUUUAUUCAAGAAAGAAGUAUGAGAAGAGCUCAUGAAGUUAGACGACAAUUAUUAACUAUUAUGAAGAAAUAUAAUCAAAAUAUAAUAUCAUGUGGUUCUGAUCUUGAUAAAGUUAGAAGAGCAUUAUGUUCAGGAUUUUUUAAAAAUUCUUCUAAACGAGAUCCUCAAGAAGGUUAUAAGACAGUUUCAGAAGGUACACCAGUUUAUCUUCAUCCAUCAUCAGCAUUAUUUGGUAAAAAUCCUCCUUAUGUAUUAUAUCAUACACUUUUAUUAACUACUAAGGAGUAUAUGCAUUGUGCUACUGUAAUCAAUCCUAAAUGGUUAGCUGAACUUGCUCCAACAUUUUUUCAAGUAGCUGAUCCAGAAAAGGCUAAUGAAAGAAAGAAGAAUGAAAAGAUUGUUCCAUUAUUUGAUAGAUAUGCAAAGAAUCAAGAUUCUUGGCGAUUGAGUGCUCAGAACUCAUCUAAAAGAAGAGCUCUCGGAAAUAGAUAGUAUAGACUGUGUAAUAUAAAGUGAGUAAUGAAUAA
This is a messenger RNA of Scheffersomyces amazonensis, 3368 nucleotides long. RefSeq names its product DEAH-box ATP-dependent RNA helicase (gene PRP22). Gene Ontology annotation, biological process: spliceosomal complex disassembly. NCBI's taxonomy places the organism in Eukaryota, Fungi, Ascomycota, Pichiomycetes, Serinales, Debaryomycetaceae. Bases 1 to 3333 code for a protein of 1110 amino acids. The record is from RefSeq and is a predicted model, not a curated record. Gene Ontology annotation, cellular component: catalytic step 2 spliceosome; intracellular anatomical structure. Gene Ontology annotation, molecular function: RNA helicase activity; RNA binding; ATP binding. The transcript has 2 exons.